This is a messenger RNA of Cantharellus anzutake, 1595 nucleotides long. RefSeq lists its product as uncharacterized. The coding region runs from base 290 to 1414 and encodes 374 amino acids. The transcript is spliced from 9 exons. The record is from RefSeq and is a predicted model, not a curated record. NCBI's taxonomy places the organism in Eukaryota, Fungi, Basidiomycota, Agaricomycetes, Cantharellales, Hydnaceae.
AGACGUUCUUGCGACGAUGUUCAACCACAAGCGCCGCACAUGAGGUACGGAGCUCGGGAGCGAUUAGGUCAAAGUUUGAGAAUCCACGAUUGUACCCAGAAGUUUAUUGAUCCCUGGUCGGCCCCAUUUUGCUUCCGCGGACACUUGCGUACGGCGUCUAUUCUUGUGCUUCACUGCAUUCUCAAGCUUUAGUCAUACCUGCCUGCCUGCCAUCCCUUUAUGUCUUGAUUUCCUCUAAUUCUGGCUUGCCUGAGGCACACCGUACCAAUGUACACAUCAUGAAAAUCUAAUGUCACCAUUGAGCAGCCACACGCCACACGCCACUCGGCUGUCAACCACUCAUAAGUGGCAUAUCAUGUUGUUCAAUGUCUGCGAUGGUUGUGGGAAGGACUUUCCCCUCAAGGAACCCAACAGAGACUGCAAGAUAUGCAUCGCUCUUGAUGCCUUGCCUAAGGAGGACGCAGAAAAUAUCAAGGAAGUGGAGGCCCGACGAAAUUCGCAAUGCCGAGUUUGCGGUAUCUACUUUCGACGAGAAAUUAUUGUAUGCUCUCCUUGCAUUGAUCAUUUAUCGAAACAUGGGACUCCGGAACGCGUAUUUAGGGAUCCGGUCAUCGCUGAAACGCUAGCUCAUUUCAAUAUACGACCUUCCGGUAGUAUUCUCCCUGCACCAUCACAUCCUCCACCACUCCCCACAACCACUCAGGCUCCAGUGGAUAGUGUACCAACACUGCGUCCGGACGAUAUUGUUACUAGACUCGACAUGCGGGUCCAGCACCAUCAUCAAAGUGUCUUAAACCAGCGCCUUGCAAAAGCGUAUCAGCAGAGAAUUGCCACAGUCAAAAGGCAAACAAUCAGGGUUUACGUUCUUGGUUUUCGUAGUACUGAGAAGAAUAAAUUGGUGCAGCUCAACCCCUUGCGACUUUGUGAAACAUAUGAGAACAAGACUCUCGUGCCCGCAGUGGAGGCUGCCCUCCUUUCCGAAUUUUGUCGGAGUCAUGGCAAGUUAUAUCCUUCAUUGCCGGAGAUCGAAAACGACAUCCUCACAUUCUACUGGCAUGUAAAUGAUAAACGAUAUGCGAUACUCUCAAUGUCCGAGUGGAGCGGGAACACCAUUGCCGAGUUAUUCAAUCACCUUGCUCUCAGGGCCUGCAUUAGCCCAGAUGGUGUCAAGGAGCGGCGGAUUACUUUGCGCAUCUGCUAUGACUUGAGCAGGCUUGUCCCUGCAUCCCCAAAGAAAGGUAGGAAAAGGAAGGGCUUCAUCCCGGAGGAUUCGGAGGAGAGUGACUUGAGAUCGAAACGUCUGCGCUCGCGCACAUCCGAGCCACUCUACAAGAGGAUGCCAUGGGUGGACCCCUUAGCCGAUGUCAUAUCCCGCCCGAGUGAAGUCAAAUCCUGCUUACAGGUGGAGCCAUAGUGAUUUUUUUUUUCCAUUUGGGUUAUUAUUACGCGCCAUGCAGACGAUCGAGAAUGACCGGCAUAAGAAGUGGGGUUUUAAAGACUUUGGUGCAGCAGUGGCGGCAGGGGCGUGACAAUCCGAAACUUGUCGGAGACAAUGCAAGAGAACCAGAGGUGCCCAAUAUUAACACUUGACAGCA